AUGCAAAGUGGAAGUGGAGCCGGCUCUGAUUUGUUCAGCAGUUAUGAGCAGCAUCCACCACCUCCAGGUUCACGUCUUGCGCAAUAUCUGCAUGGAAACAACACCCAGCAAGUAUCGCGACCUUCUAGUUGGACUGACCGGACACCACCAAAUCAAGCUACCAUAGCGAGUCCUUAUGCCUUCAGGAAUCAUCCUGCUUCACAUUCCAGCAAUCUGCCGCAUUUUACAUCAUCUUUUGCGGCAAUGGGAUUGAGUGAUGAAAAAGAAAAUCCGUCUUUAUCGGCUAUGCCUUAUGGUUUUCCAACAUCAUCGCAACGAUCACUUAACUACUCUAAUGUAACACAAGCUUUGGCUACCUCUCCGAUAAUGCACGAUCCAAUGAGACCAAGCAGUCACAUAAGCCAAGAAAGUUGUGGUUCAUCUGCUGCAAACUACAUGCAAGAAAACUUUGGUGGGACAACCUAUUUCUUCACACCAACUACAACAAAUUCUACUGUUGCUGAUGGACAACCUUCUAUUCCACAAAAAGACGAUCGCAUAUACGUGACAACAAAUGGUAAUUUUGUUUAUCAUGGUCCAUUGCCACAUAUUGGCAAAUAUAAACCGCCUCGAGGACUUUCGUAUUUCACACCACCUGAGCUGAAGAUGGAACUGUUGCAACGACAACUUGCUAUACAGUGUCGCGCAGAACCAUCGCUCUAUCCUGAUAUUCCGCAAAAUAUCGAAUAUUUCCAGAAUCUUGUUCCACUUGAAAAUUUCAAAUUUGUGGGUGGGCAUAUGGAACGAGGAAUUAUCGGGUCACAUGUUACUACAGUCUAUAAAGCAAUUAAUGGACGCGAUGGAAUGCCAUACUGUUUAAGACGAAUUCAUAAUUUCCGAGUGAAUGCAGUGAAGCAACUGUCAUUAGCUGACAAUUGGAAGAAAUUAAUGCAUGUCAAUGUUGUGCAGCUGAGAGAUGUUAUACAAACUCGUCAAUUUGGCGAUCAUUCGCUGAUAUUUGCAUAUGAUUAUCAUCCGCUCUCGGAAACAUUAAAAAAUCGACAUCUGAACAAUCGACUCAAUGGUUCUUCAAAAGUGGGACCAAUUUCAAAUCUCUCUGGAGGUGGUCCGGUGGUACAAGAAUCUUUAAUGUGGUCCUAUAUUGUACAACUGUCAUCGGCUCUUAGAGCCAUACACUCCGCUGGCAUGGCUGCACGAACUGUUGACCCAUCAAAAAUCAUUGUUUUUGAUAAAACCAAAGUGAUGUUGAGCAGUUGUGGUAUUCUGGAUGUUAUCAAUCCUGGAAAUGAUCAUACCAUACAGUUUUACCAGCAAGAUGAUCUGAAUGGUCUUGGCCGUGUGCUAAUUGCAUUGGCAAUGGGUUCAUUGCAUGCUGUACGUCGUGAAAAUAUCAGUAACAGCAUAAGCAUUAUUAAUCAGCAAUGUACCACCGACUUAAAGAACAUUAUCACGCUUUUGUUACAAGCGUCAACUCAGCGUCCACAUUCUAUCAACGAAGUUAUGCCAAUGAUUGGUGCUCGUUUCUAUGCGCAGCUUGAAACGACUCAAAUGAAAAAUGACCUUCUGGAAAACGAAUUAUCGAAAGAAUUAGAAAAUGGUCGUUUAUUCCGAUUGCUGUGUAAAUUAAAUACUAUUACUGAGCGAGCAGAGUUUCAAAUGGACAUGUCGUGGAGCGAGACCGGUGACCGGUAUUUGUUAAAGCUGUUCCGAGAUUAUUUGUUUCAUCAAAUAACUGAAACUGGUAAACCGUGGAUCGAUAUGGCACACAUCGUCACCUCCUUGAAUAAGCUAGACGCUGGUGUUAACGAGAAAAUUCAAUUGGUUUCACGUGAUGGUGAAAAUGUGCUUGUGGUAUCGUACACAGAUUUACGAAGGUGUCUGGAAAAUGCUUUCAGUGAACUGCAAAAUCGACCACCAUCAAUACCAAAUCCACUAUUGCCAGUAGUUGGUCAUCCCUAA
This is a messenger RNA of Cercopithifilaria johnstoni, 1959 nucleotides long. The record is from the annotation of a GenBank genome assembly. Lineage: Eukaryota; Metazoa; Nematoda; Chromadorea; Rhabditida; Onchocercidae.